AUGAUUGAGUAUCUGGCACAGAUGAAGUCCUCCGGUGAACCUCAAACGGAGACGCACUUGACUCAUUCACCUUUCGAGGAUGCUGUUACCUGCAAGCCUUCAGACGACUCCCUACUCAAUGAAAAGGAAAGAUCCGCCCGCGGUGCCUCUUACCCAACGUGUGACCUUGAAGACUCAAAAAUCUUCACCGCUCGCCGCGUACGCGUCCAGGAGCUCGGUUCCCGCAGCCUGCAAGAUGACGCCUCCACGAAUACCCAGCCUGUUGCAGGACCCGCCAGUUGGUGCAGCUCUUUCUCUUGUCUGCGAAGGAGCUGGUUUGGUUCCUCCUCAUCUCGCAGCGGAUCAAACUCGCGCAAGGGAUCAGAUAAAGACGCCGAGGCAGCCCAAUCUUUGCUCGGUCGCAGGCUUGGUGUAGGCUAUACCCCUACAGGAGAACGUCCGAUGUGGAGCGUGAGGGCUAAGAGCGCCGUAUCUGGGAACACGGUGUACCAUGACGCAGUCUCUCGUAUGGGUACUUUUGUUUCCCUUCCUUCAAGAGCAAUCACGCCUGCGAGUCAGAGGGGAAGCUCAGUACCUGCAAUGGACUUUGCACCUCCUAUACCGAGUGGAGCGCCCCCAACAUAUGAUGAUUUGCUAUGA
Suillus plorans is the source of this 639-nucleotide messenger RNA. RefSeq lists its product as uncharacterized. Lineage: Eukaryota; Fungi; Basidiomycota; Agaricomycetes; Boletales; Suillaceae. The transcript is spliced from 2 exons. The record is from RefSeq and is a predicted model, not a curated record. The coding region runs from base 1 to 639 and encodes 212 amino acids.